AUGCCUGAGAACAUUUAUGAUGAUGUGAACCACAUUAUGGAGCUUCACGGUUCCGAGCAGGCGUAUGUGAAUAUUUUUGCAAAUGCCGAAGCCCUUAAAUAUCACAAUACCAACUCCGAAAGGGAGAACAGCACCCCGACGAGGAAUCCGCAAAUUAAACAAACAGGAAACAACUCUACCUGGAAAAGAUGUUACACAGUGACUGCAGUGUGUGUGGGGAUGCUGUGUGUUCUCCUGCUGAUCGGCAUAAUAGUGCUGUCAGUCAUACUGAGGAACCAGACAAUAGAGAAAUACCAGUUACAGAUCAGAUACGACAACCAGACAAUAGAGAAAUACCAGUUACAGAAACAGAAAGAUUCAUUGCAGAUGAAAUUGACCAGUUUGGGAUGGACUUUGUUUCAGUCCAAAUUUUACUAUAUCUCAACCCAGAUGAAGAACUGGACUGAGAGCAAAGAGGACUGCAGAAAAAGAGGAGUAGACCUGGUGAUCAUAAACAGCAAAGAGGAACAGACUUUUGUGGAAGCGCUCAAAAAGAACCGUGGAAAUUAUAUUGGGCUGAGUGACCAAGAAAAAGAAGGCACUUAUAAAUGGGUGGAUGGAACUCCACUGACCACUUCGUACUGGUCAAGUGGAAAUGGCUUUACAGGUUUGGAUGACUGUGUUGUUAGUGGGUAUGGUGGAAGUAUCGGAUGGUAUGACAGACCUUGCAACGAAUUGUACUACUGGGUCUGUGAAUAAAUUUCUCAGAUAGUAACAUUACACUGUCAUUACUUACAAUUACACAUAUAGCAACUGUAACCAAAUUAUAUAAUCAAUAACAACUACAUAAUCUCCUUCGAUUAACGAAAAAUCCAGUCAGAUCCAGUUCAGAAUGAAUUUAUAUGUGAAAAACAGACAUUAUGAUUAAAUGUAUGGGUCAAAUGUAACAUUUAAAUGGAAUAAAAUUUAUUUGAAUGAAAUAAAAUAUAAUAUAUACUGAAUAUUUUAACUAAAUAAUGACCAGCACCCAAUGAAGAUUUUAUAAUAUAGAGUUGAGUCCAUAUUCUCUCAACAUACAGAAAAUUACAGAAAUAAAUCAAAUAUUUUGGCCUUCAUAAUUCAGACACUAACUUAAAAAAAAUCACUCUGAAAACUUUACCACUGGUUAUAUUUCUAAUGUAAUUCUAAUGUAUGUUUUUUUUGUUUGUUUGUUUUUUGUGUGUUUGCAUUCAGUGUGCUGAAUAAAUCUAAACUCAUAUGUAGGUUUAAAUGUAUGUUGGGGAAUUUCACAGCAAAAUACAGUGUAUACACAGUACAAAACAUCCUUUUUCAAUUCGCACAUGUGCCGAUGGUGAAUGGUUUUAUUUACAUACUCGUGAAUAACAUAAUAAAAAUAAGUGGUGAUUAUUUGC
This is a messenger RNA of Tachysurus fulvidraco (yellow catfish), 1391 nucleotides long. Its product is annotated as CD209 antigen-like protein C. The transcript has 5 exons. Bases 1 to 738 code for a protein of 245 amino acids. The record is from RefSeq and is a predicted model, not a curated record. NCBI's taxonomy places the organism in Eukaryota, Metazoa, Chordata, Actinopteri, Siluriformes, Bagridae.